Molecule: messenger RNA, 5350 nt
Organism: Ooceraea biroi (clonal raider ant)
Lineage: Eukaryota; Metazoa; Arthropoda; Insecta; Hymenoptera; Formicidae
Gene: rictor
Product: rapamycin-insensitive companion of Tor
Biological process (GO): TORC2 signaling; positive regulation of phosphatidylinositol 3-kinase/protein kinase B signal transduction
Cellular component (GO): TORC2 complex
Molecular function (GO): protein serine/threonine kinase activator activity
Source: RefSeq, a predicted model, not a curated record
CCUGCGUUCGCCAGCCGGGCAUGCGGAGCGCGAAAGCGGAGCGGCGAAAGCGCGUGCCGCGGAAUUCCGGCUUCAAUUGUCGUCCCGUGAUCGUCGUUGUUAUCGAGUCGCCGUUACCGCCACUCGGAACGGCAGCGGAUAUUACCGUCAUCGGAUCACCGUCGGCAAUCUCCGUCGGCCUGAUGUGACGAGCAUUCCGCUCCGAAAUCCGGCGCGCGACGUUCGUCGAUAGGCACUGCUCUCGGCACUCGUGUGCGCACGCACGCACGUUUGCACGUACGCACGGUAUGCAUGCACGCACUCGUGCUUCGUGCUCGCUCGCCCGUACGUUCGCUCGUUCGUCCGAUGCUUCCGCUCGCGGCCGAGAAUGACAUAUCGCGACGCGUGGCCGACGCGCGACGACCACGCACGCACCGGGAGCAGCGUCGUCAGGCAGAAGCAGCGUGACUGUGACGGCUGAGCAAGCCUGACUCUCACGGGAGGAAGAGAUUAAGGGAGAAGCGGAUCGAGAGAUCGCCGAACCGACCGGAUCGACCAGCUGGCCACGGCGUGGCACGACGCGCCGCCGGACAAUGGCAAUCUCGAGCUGGAUGUUCUGGGGUAGGAGCCUACGCACCGGCCGAUCUCACCGAAGCCGCCAAGACACCGAGGACAAUUGCGUGCAGCUCGAUCUGUCAAGAGGAUUAAAGGAGAAUGUCAAGGAGAUCUUAACUAACCUUUGCCAGCGUCACAAUGUUCCAAGCGUAAAGAAGCUAGCGUAUCUUAAUGCUAUUGUUAAGUUGAUUAGCGAAAACGAUUCCCAGGAUUAUGGAUACUCUGCAGAAGAUUUGUUCUGCUGCUUGCGCGUGGUGUUGGUCCACGAGGCGACCCAGGUGCGCGCCGCUGCGUUGCGAGCGGUGCGCUACAUGCUCAAGAAGGAGCAGGACGUCAUCGCGAUCAACAAGCUCCAGUACCCGUAUUUCCUGGCGCGUAGCAUGGACGUUAAUCUGCGAAACGAGAUGGAGAGGAUGCAGGCUCUUCGACUCGUUAGGAGGAUCCUAGUAUUAGCUCCCAAGCAUUUCAGUCCCGCUCUAGCGAGAUCGCUGGUCAGCCUGACGAAUGGCGGGAUCGAGGAGAGGGAUCGUGCAUUUAGAACAUUUUUAGCAACCUUGUGCGAAUUAGGUGUUCUGAACUCGAACCUGCUGAUAAGCUGCGGUGGCGUCGGCGCGCUGUCCAGGGCCGCGAUGACUGGACAGAGUGCCACCACGGUCGAAUCCAUUGUGGGAGUACUCCUGCGACUGCUGAACAACCCGGAUACUCGUAACAGUGUCUCCCUACUGUGCUUUGCCGCACCCUACUGCGAACUUCACUCCUUGAGCAUGGAGAGGACCAAGGAGGAGCGCGAGCGGAGGUUCGCCGCGAGCAAGCUGGCCCUACUGAGUAUCCUGCGCUCGUAUCCGGGUAUCCUACACUUCUGCCGGCCGGACAAUAACUCGGGUCUCAAGGCUAUCGCGGAUAUCUUGUACGUGGAGCAGCUGGAAGUGCGCGGAGCCGUGCUGGAAUUGCUGUACGAGCUGCUGGACCUGCCGUUGCCCACGUGGACCGAUGAGCCAGACGUCGCCCUGGCCGCGGUGGAUCCUAGCAGGUCGAGGGACUCGUGGAAGCUGUCCGAGGGCUUCGUUGCCGCCGAGGGGAAAUUUAUACUGCCAUCCUUGUCGUCGCAUUGCCCGAACAUCACGGAAAUACACUCGGCGCUGCUGGUCUACGUUCUCUUGGAGUGCGGCCUGCAUCGCGCCCUCGCAGAGACUAUUGUCUCCAGCGACACGUUUAUCUCCGUACGCGCGGCAGUAUUGCUGGGCGCGUUGCUGCACCUCGCGCACUCGCUCUUACCGUCCGAGCUCUGCGACCUCACGCCGCCCUUGCCGAACCUACUGGAGCAUGCGAGUACCGGCAAGCACCAGGCACUGGCAGCCGUCACCAUACUCGAGCGAAUGCACACUAUGAUGCGACGGCGGCCGACCCCGGCGAGUCUCUUCCUCGAUCGAAUUCUUCAGGCAGGUACCUGGUUACGUCCGACCGUCCCGCGUCGCCAACGACCAUCCGGCAGACACUGGCUACGGAUCGGCAGGGAGUCGCCGAUCUCGCCGUUGCUGAAAGACGCGCAAGUGCUGAGCUCGAAGGACGCGCUCGCCUGGAACUGGCCGGUGGUACGCGCGAUCUUGCGAUCGCGCGAGGACACGACGCGGAUCCUGCACGACUCCGAUCACCGUUUGUUCAUGAAACGCCUGGUGCGCUACUUCAAACCGUCGUGGAACGGUUACAGCAGAGUCGAGCUGGGCACGAACGCGACGUUGGCGCGCGAGGCGACUCUCGCCGGGUGCGAUCUACUCAAUUGCUUGUUGGAGUUACACGAACCAGAGGGUGCGCGACUGCUGAACGAGCUGAUCGGCGACAUUGCCGAGCAGAUUGGCAACAUCUUCACCGCCGAGACCGCGCACGAUUGUUUGUUCUCGCCGCGUCACAUGUCCACUACGUGCUGCCAAAAGUACUUUCUGUUUUUGGGCCAGCUCAGUCACUCGGCUAAGGGUACGGUGAUCCUCAAGAGCUUCAAUUUACUGGAAAAACUGCAGGAUCUCGCGUUAGCCACCAACCACGACUGCUACGUUAAGCUGAUCGUCUCUAGCUUGGAUUAUACGCGAGAGGGUCCCAACAGGAAGAUGCUGAACAAGAUCAUUUCCGAGGCGUCGUUGUGGAGCACGCGCCUAUACGCCACGCAAUUUCUCAGAUUGAUACUCCGUGCGCGAAUGACGGACGCGGUGCAUUGGGCGAUGGCGUUACUCGCGGAUAGACUGUCCGAUUCCUCCACUGCUGUGGCGUUGGCGGCACUCGAGGCGUUGCACGAGGCCUGCGAGGAGACCGAAUACCUGAAAGUGUUCCUGCAACAAGGCGGACAACAAUCGCGCGACUGGGACAAAUGGUUGGAGCAUCUGGGCGACAAGGGAUACUUGUUGAAGAUUCGACUUUACUCCCUGCAGCAGGGCUUUGCCAGUCUCGCAGCACCAUCGGAGGAACUGGAGAAGUGGAUCGGACCCGGCGGCUUUGCCGAGAGGUAUGUCGGUCUCAUCGAAGAGGAGAUACACGACGCGCUGACGCGUCGUCAGCGCGAUGAGACCGGGAGCUACCAGAGGAGGACCACCAACAUACCUAUGGUGCCACGUGACAUCUUCGUGCCGCCUCAUCUGAUCGGCCAACUAGCGCAGCACGAUCUGGGAAUACAGUUAUUGCUGCGCCGCAAUGUAAUACAACGUUUCGCCCGAGUGCUUCAACGGUUCAAGCUGGAAUUUGGCGGCCGCGACUCGGAAUCCAACUCGCGGUGUACCAGGGCGAGCCGUCUGACCGCGGCGGCUGUCACGGCGUCCUCUACCACCGCCGAGGAUGCAUACGUGGCGUCGGAAGAGUCGGGCACCGAGGGCGAAGCCGUAGAGCAAUACAGUCGCCUCGAGACAAUUCUCGAUGCCGAGAUCAUCGAGGGCGAGAUCCGCGGUGACGCGCCGUGCCAGCUGCGGGCCGAGUCGCUGAUGGAAAUCCGUCGCAAGACCAGCGUGGACGAUUCCAGACACACCACGCCGGAGCGCAGCUGGAGGAUGGAAACCGCUGAUUUGUCACGCGACGAUUACUCGAUGGGCCCGAACGGCGGCAUUCUCAAAGUCAAGUCGGCCCUGUGGGCGCUCGGCCACGCCGGCACGUCCGUCGCGGGUGUGGAGCACCUCAACCACUUGGGCAUCAUCGAGAUGAUCACGUCCAUGGCGGAGACAUGUCCAUAUUACUCGGUCCGCGCCACCGCGAUGUAUGCUCUCAAUCUGAUCGCCACCACCCGUGCCGGCGCUGACGCGUUGAUAAACUUCAAUUGGCCAUGCGUGAGACAUCGUCGUGGCGAUAACUGGCCCGUAGUACCACCCUCGGCCAGAUAUCCCGUACCGAGUCCAGUCCCCGUGCAACGGCAUCAUCGUAGUCUGAGCGACGGCAAGCCGGAACUACCCGAGCCGAUCGCGCGCCGAACCAGAAAUCGAUCCGAGAGUGCAGCUACGGAUCUCGAAGCGCGGCGAUACGUUCUUCCAGAAAGAGGUGAAACUCCAAGUCCCGUUUCGAGUAUACAAAGACUAAGCCAACAAGACGCUGAAGGAUACGCGCGACUACGUAGUUUGCAACGUCAUCGCAGGCCGAGUUACUCGCAAAGUAGUUUAGAAAUGUACAGUUUAGAUGGCCGUCUCUCCUUGCAAAGCUUGUCGGAGUACGAUUCGUCCCGCAGCUGGUUUGCGGAGAACGUGAUCCUCACUCCGACGCCACCCCCACCGGAGAAAGACAAUGAGAAUUUAUUCUAUAUAGGUAUUUGCCUGCCGAGGCGGUUACUCGCGAUCUUUCCUGAGCCACCUCAGCCAGCACAGCCAAGUAUUCUCGAAGAUAUCAUCAGGGCUGAGUUAGAAACGACGGAGAUUGACGAGGAGUCCAGCUCGGAGUACGAUGCGGAUACCGAGCACUGCCGCGCUUGUCUAGUUUGUUAUCACGGCAAGAGUAAAGAUUCCGGCACCGAGCAGGACAUGAAACUGCGAAGAGACAUACUUAGGUACACCCAACGGCUUGCAAAUCCGGUGUGGUAUCGUCACAGUCGUCAGGCGUUACUCAGACUACGGCAGCGGUAUCCUGAGAGGUUUCAGGAUACCUGUCUAUUUUCAGAUGUGGCUGCUCGCCUGAGCAGCUGCACGUACAGAAUGCCGGCACGGCGCUUUCUACAAGAGUUGUUUCUAGAUUCCCCGUUCGAAGCACUUUACACAGAACCGGUCCAUAUACUGAAAAUACCGAUCGGCACGGAGGAGAUCCCCUUGCAAUCACCUGUUCCUAGCUCCGAGGCGAGUUCUCGACAGCAGCCCGCCAGCCCCGCGGAGGGCAAGAUUAACGGAAGACUUACUCUGACUGAGAUACAAACGGCGCAGUUGGCAUCGGUCGCUGAAGAGAGCACCGCUAGCGGCAACUCGUGCAACACGGCGCACCAGUGUAAAAAGAAGCCUCAGGAGGCCCUGCGGUCGGCGCAGGAGCGGCGCAGCGACGAGAAGAUCAUAGCCGAGAUCUUGAAGCCGGAAGAGCGGAUACGUUUGUCAAAGAGUUCCGAUAGGUCGUUAAAAGUAUCAGUUCGUCUCGUUCCCGAUUCCUGACGAGAGCGCUGCAUUAUCGACGCUGUCCACGGAGUCACGAUGAGAUUUCUGGCGCCAGGCGGCGCGGCGGAUCCCCGAGAGUCCCCGCCACGGAUGUCACCGAUCAUUCGCGUCAUUGCGCGUCGUGUCCGUGGUUAUUUAUUGAGGCGGCUGUAACGAUA